ACUCCCCUGAGGCAUCCCGACCUGCAGCCGCUGUGGUCAGUACUACGAAAUUUGGACCCCUGCGGUCUUUAGAAGGACGGGGAUCAGUAUCGGAGAGUCAUUUCAAAAAGGUACAAAAGAUGCUCCUCUCCCAAAGAUCUGUCCGGGCUCUGGUUUUCGUGAUCAUUGUAAUGUUUUCGUCUACAAAAGCACAGGACACCGAAAGCAAGAGGGCAGUAACUGAGCAUCAAUUCAUGCAUGACAAAGGCAGAGCUAUGCAAAGUCUAAAGCGUCUCAUUUGGCUGUCCAGUGCCAUGGGAGGAGUACAUACAGCCACCGGCAGGGAUCUGUCCGAAAUGGAACCUGCUUGGGAUCAUUUAAGUGGACAAGGGAGAACGAAUUUUGACAGCCCUACAUCCAAGAAGACACAGGCUUUCAAAAGACUGCUCACCUUUCUGAUUCGGGAUGGCCAGCGGGGAGAUACGCUACAGACUGUCUUCAAUAGUCUGCUCCUUCGAGACACAUCCCGCCAAGUGCCGGAACUGGCGACAAGCAAUGAGAAGUAAACUCCAUCAUUUCUACCAAACGCCUGCACAUUCCAGGGGACAUUUGUAUAUACCUGUGCAAGUAUAAGAGCCAAAGCCACUCACAUCCGAAUUGUUUUGGAAAAAUGUUACAUGUGGCACAUGGGAGCGCACUUCGGCGCACGCACGCACGCGGUGGGAACGGGUCAUGUAAGCCCCCACAUUAGCCACCUCUUCAGCUUCAAAGUGACUCUAAUAAAAGCACAUUUCUUUUGUUA
This is a messenger RNA of Erpetoichthys calabaricus (reedfish), 781 nucleotides long. RefSeq names its product parathyroid hormone 4 (gene pth4). Gene Ontology annotation, molecular function: peptide hormone receptor binding; hormone activity. Bases 120 to 545 code for a protein of 141 amino acids. Gene Ontology annotation, cellular component: extracellular region. Gene Ontology annotation, biological process: regulation of chondrocyte differentiation; adenylate cyclase-activating G protein-coupled receptor signaling pathway; osteoblast development. The transcript is spliced from 3 exons. NCBI's taxonomy places the organism in Eukaryota, Metazoa, Chordata, Cladistia, Polypteriformes, Polypteridae. The record is from RefSeq and is a predicted model, not a curated record.